This is a messenger RNA of Mya arenaria, 678 nucleotides long. RefSeq lists its product as uncharacterized. Gene Ontology annotation, biological process: DNA integration. Gene Ontology annotation, molecular function: nucleic acid binding. Bases 1 to 678 code for a protein of 225 amino acids. The transcript has a single exon. The record is from RefSeq and is a predicted model, not a curated record. NCBI's taxonomy places the organism in Eukaryota, Metazoa, Mollusca, Bivalvia, Myida, Myidae.
AUGCAUAUCAAAACAGCCCCGGCAAAACCAUCAACAAAUGGUCUCGUUGAAAGGUUCAAUGCUACAUUUAAAUCUGCUAUGCGAGCUAUGGAUGGCGAAACUGACGAUUUCGGCUUGAAACUCAGUAAUUUUCUAUUAUCAUACCGCCAAGCUGUGCAUUCCACAACCAACGAAACACCGUCAAAACUAUUUUUCAGUCGAAAAAUUAGGACUAGGCUCGAUUUGCUCAAGCCGGACACAAAGCAAUGUGUUCAAGACAAACAAAUGAAAUUGUCAUUAGCAGGAAAACAAACAUUUAUGGAGCUUGUGUUAGGUCAAAGCGUACUUGCGCGCGACUAUAGGCCGAGCGUGAAAGAGAAAUGGGUUACAGGGACGGUGGUAUCAAGGGAUGGCCCCUUGAUGUAUAAAGUACUUGUUGGAAAUGCCAAAUGGAAACGACACAUUGAUCAGUUACGGCCCAACGAAACAGAACAAAGUCAGGCUCAAACUGAGAUACCAGAGUUAACAGGAUCAAUGCCAUUAACUCGCGGUCAGGGGUAUUUCAAUACACUACCCGAUUCACAACAUUCAGAGCAAUUAGCCCCAGAUGUUAGUAAUAAUAAUGAACCGCCCCAGGUCGAAGAAAGUCGUUAUCCACAACGCGAUAGGCACCCGCCGGAAAGAUUAGCGUAUACUUAG